Nicotiana attenuata is the source of this 1071-nucleotide messenger RNA. RefSeq lists its product as uncharacterized. Lineage: Eukaryota; Viridiplantae; Streptophyta; Magnoliopsida; Solanales; Solanaceae. The transcript has 2 exons. The record is from RefSeq and is a predicted model, not a curated record. The coding region runs from base 1 to 1071 and encodes 356 amino acids.
AUGACUAACCCUCAAGAUAACCCUGGUACACCCAAUAACCCUGGUACACCCCCACCACGUUCCUCAUCUUCUACUACCCCUCAACCUAGGAAACGACAGUUAAAAAUGCUUGCUCGAAAAACUGUGGCUAGAGGUGCGCUUUCAAGGAAACUCAACGCACAGUUACAGGUAACUUCUGGAACAAAUACUACGAAUGAGGUUAUUUCUGUGUUAGUUGAAAAUCUGGAGAAUCGGUUUGUUUUAGUUGGAUCUGUAGUGGAUUUGGAAACGCCUGAGUCCAAAAGGAGAGGAGGUAAAAAUAAAAGAGAAAAAGAAAAAAAGAGUGAGGGUGUAAGAAGUGAUGAGAGGGGAAAAGGGAAAGAAGUGGCUGAUUCUUCACCUACCUCUGAAACUGAUAGGAUGGCUAUCUGCGGAGCAGAGUCAGAAAAGGUGGAGGAAAGUGGCAAGAAAACAGGGGGAAGUGGAUCAGGAGAAGCCGUUGAAGGGCUGGUUAAUCUUGGAAAGCAUACAGAUGAACCUGAUUCAUCCGUUGAAGAAACCCUAGCAGAUCUUUUGAAAAAGGUAGGUGACAACUAUAACCCCAAGAAAAAGAGAACUCCUAAAACAAAGAACCCUGGCACAGCAAGAGCCAACAAAAAAAGGAAGGUUGCUCCUUCUGACACCACUGAAAUUUCUCUCCCAAGAGGAAGAGCCACGAGGAGCAAGCUGAAGCAAAGUGGGGAGGAGUUGCAGAAAGCCUUAGAAGAAAGUAAGAAGAAAAAGAUGGAUAAAGGGGAAAAAAAAGUGGGAGAGCCUGUUGAGGCUGUUGAUGUGGAUGUGAUGGACCUAGUCCAUCAAGGUGAAAAAGUGACAGCUGAGGUGGAGGUUCAGACCCCCAAGCCCAAGAAAGCCAAGACUUCUUCUAAGAAGUCUACAUCAGUACCCAAGUCUGCUGAACCAUCUACCCUGGCAAAGAGGACCAAGUCUGCAGUGAAACCUAAACAAGUAAACAUUGCUGAAGAAGGGGAUUUGAGUGAAGAAGAGGAGGAUGGAUCAGAUAGUGAAGUGGACAAGCUGUCCAAGUUUGGCUAA